Molecule: messenger RNA, 4195 nt
Organism: Ectocarpus siliculosus
Lineage: Eukaryota; Phaeophyceae; Ectocarpales; Ectocarpaceae
Source: the annotation of a GenBank genome assembly
AUGGACAGCGCCGGCGAUCUAUCCGCCAAAGGUGGUGCUGGGGCCAGCGGGGGGCUGCUUGGGAGGAAGCUUGCGGCCUGCCGAACAUCACGGUGCCAAACUCCUUCCAGUCCGCGCAGGAGUACGCCAGGGGUGCUCCCGAUACGGUUGACGGACUCACCCAAUGUAACGUCUGGCCGUUCCGACCUCAAGCUGACGGAUGUGCACCCGGAAUUUGGCGCGCUGGGCGCCGGGAAGCCAGUCAAGGAUAAGGGUGGGGGUAGCCCCCAGAACUUCACCGAGCACGAGCUGGUGAUGUUCAUGGUGGAGCCGGAUGCCGUGAAGAAGGCCAUCGGCGGAAAGGGUGCACGGGACCGUGCCAUGUACAUUAUGUCGCUCGGAUCCCUGAGGCCCACGUUGAGGGAGUACGACUCCGUCACGGGGCUAGGCAGGGUCAUGCUUAGGGCCAACCUACUCACGGGGAAGCCUGGCGGGUCUACGGGAAACCUGGUGGACAACCUCGGGCUGCCUUUCGUCCAGUGGCUCGAAAACAAAUUCAACUCGUCUCAGAAGAAGGCCAUUGAAGAAGGCGCUAACAGCCAGGGCUUCACGCUCAUCAAGGGUCCUCCAGGAACGGGCAAGACGACGACGUUGAAGGCCCUUCUCAACGCGCUUCAUCAGCGCGAGUAUAACCGGUACUAUGACAAGCUGCUACAGCUCGCUAGGGUAUCUCCUGAAGAGACUCCUGCCGCGUGGGAGCGACUGAAGAACUUUGCCCCGCACAUCUUGGUGACGGCUCCUUCAAACGUGGCAGUGGACAACAUCGUUUCCCGCAUCCUCGAAGAGGGGUUUCUAGAUGGCAACACAAACCGGUACAACCCUUCCAUGGCUCGCGUUGGGACGGGCAACAUCGGCAGCCAGGUGCAUGCCGUCCACCUCCAGUCGCAAGUGAGAGCGGCGCUGGGGCAGACAGUGCAGGAGCUGAGCGAUCGUCUGGCGAGGGUGAGCAUGAGGAUGAUGGAGCUCCGCGAGAUGAUCGGCAGGUCGCUCGAACUGCUGAGGGUUCUCAUCAAGGGGGUCGAGCAUGAGGUUCCCCGUGGUUGGGAGGCUAGGGUGGACCGGAACACCUUCACUGUGUUCUUCGUAAACCACGACAAUCAGACGACCAGCCUCCAGCCUCCCGAGCGGCCUGCUCCGGACAGCGGCGUCGAGACUGUGGCUGUGGAAUCCAUGCCCGAAUACACGGUACGCACCGCAGAGAGCAAGAAUCAGACGUACGCGUUCCACCUGACGAGAGAUCUGGAGGAGUACGAGCGCCUCAACAAGGAGCACAAACGCCUAACGUUUGCUGCCCGUGCCAAGACGGAAACACGGGAGCACUCGGUGCGGCAAAGCCUGGAAGUCACCCUUCUGGACGAGGCGCACCUGGUGUUCAGCACGCUCAACUCGUCAGGGCUACCGUGCAUGGACCAGACAUCUCCGUUCGAGGUUCUGGUGGUGGAUGAGGCCGCGCAAUCGGUGGAGGUCUCCACAAUCAUCCCCCUUCGGCUGGGUUGCAGGCACUGCGUCCUGGUGGGUGACCCCAACCAGCUGCCGGCGACGGUGUUCUCUCAGGGUGGAAAGUUGUCCCAGUACGACCGAAGCCUUUUCCAAAGGCUGGAAGCCAACGACCACCCCGUGCAAAUGCUGGACGUGCAGUACCGCAUGCACCCCACCAUCUCUGCGUUUCCCAGCGCAACGUUCUACGACGGCAAGCUCAAGGACGGUGGGAACGUCAGCAUGCCGGCUUACUCCCGUGCCUUCCACACGCACCCGAUCUUCCAGCCGUUCAUGUUCUUCGACCUCACUACGGGGGAACAGACGAGGAGGGGAGGGGGCGGCUCUCUCAGCAACCCCAUGGAGGCCAUGCUCGCGGUCAACGUGUACGUGACGCUCAAGCGGUCCUUCGGCGGCGUCGGCGAGAGGGGUUCCGGGGACGAGCACGGCAUCGCGGGGAGGGUCGGCGUGAUAUCGCCGUACGCGAAGCAGAUCAAGGUCCUCAAGGAGAAGUUUGAGGAAAGCCUAGGGCGCGGGUGGCACGAACAGGUGGAGAUCAGCACCGUGGACGCCUUCCAGGGGAGGGAGAAGGACGUGAUCAUCGUAUCCACCGUCCGAGCAGCAGGGUCUCGAGGCAUCGGUUUCCUCGCCGAUGUGCGGCGGAUGAACGUCGCCCUCACGCGCGCCAGACACGGCCUCUUCGUGGUCGGCUCCGCCGAGGCGCUCUCCGUAAACCCCAAGUGGAAGGAGCUCGCCGACCUGGCCGAGAGCAGGGAGGGGCUCGUCAAGGUCACAGACCCGAGGGGAGGGGCGGGGGCAGGCGAUGGGGGGCGUGGUCCGGUAGGAGGGCCCCGGGGUGGAAAUGGGAGGCAGGCAAUCUCGCCGCCGCCGGCUGUGGAAGCUUCUGGCAGCGGUGGUGGAGGCGUUCUGACGACGGCGCUUCCUCUCCCGUCAUCCGGCGGAGGCUCGCUGCUGCUCCCGCUGCAGGGAAGCGCGCCAGGAGCUGCCGUCGUCAGCGGUGGUGGUGUCGGUGGUAUGGCGACGGCGGGCACGCAGCAGCAGCAGCAUCCUCUCCCGCCGCCGCUGAGGACGGACCGUGCUGUCAUGCUCCCGUUCAAUGGGGCGGCGGCAGCCGCGGCGCCGACCGUGUCGCCAGACUCAGAGAGCAAAGGAGCGGCCUCGGAAGUAGGGGGAUCGGGGACCGUGUUUUUGCCCCGAUCUCCGCGGAGUUCUCCUGCGGCUGGGGAGAGGAGUGGAUAUGCCGCCGGGACGAGGGUGAUGGUGGAUGCUCGUGGCCCCGAAUCGGAGAAGCGUAUGUCACCGCCACCGGUAGUGCCUGCGGCCGUGGCGGCAACAGUGGCGCGAAGCUCGCCUCCUCCCGAAGCGCCACGCUCGCCUCCACCCCUAGACCCGAGGAAAAGGGAGAGGGGGAUUGCGACGGCGGUGGCUGGUGCUGGCAUCGGGGGCGGUGAAGGGGCGGCGGUAGUGGCGGGCGGCGGCGCCAAUGCGGUAGUGGAAAGCGAGAUUGGCGGCAGUAGGAAGAGGUCGAGAACAGAGUACGGGGAAGGGGGGACGGAUCAGAACCAGAUUAACAACAGCAGCAGCAACGUCUUGGGCGCGGAGAACGGGGUCGGCGGCGGCGUCCUUCCGCCAGGCUUGCCCGCAACCGGCCACCCGCAGGCGCAGAUCGUCCCUCCCGGGCUUGUUGGCACCGGUGGUCUGGGCUUCGUUCCACAUCAGGCCGGUGUCGUGCCGGACAAUGCGAGUGCCCCGGUGAAUGGGCCAGGCGGGAUGGGGAUGGGUUCAUGGACGGGGGGCGGCGUGCCGCAAGGAGGUGUCCAACACCCGCCUCCAGCUGCGAUGAUUGUGCGGAGCCCCCAGGGGGGAGGGUUGGUGAUGCAAUCGCCGCCACCGCCACCGCCUCCCCCCCCGCCGCCGCCACCGCCGCCCGCGGUGAUCGUGCACGGCCACCCAACUUCGCCUGGUGUGGUGAUGAUGCAGCAGGGAGGAGGGGCGUUGCAGCACCAGCUUUCACCGGUUGCGGUGCAACAGCAGCCCCCGGCGGCGGGGUGGCUUCCUUCGAGGGCCCCGGGAUGGCAGGAGGAGUCGGCGGGUGGGAUGCCUGAUGAGAUCGAGGAAGGGGUGGAGGAGGGGGGGGAGGAAGAGGAGGAGGGGGAGGCUGAGAACGACAGCGAAGAAGAGGGGGAGAUCGUGCUUUGAGGCUUUGGCUGAAUGGUUAAUGUGAAUCGAUCGAGAUUGCUUGUGCUAUACUGUCCUGAAAACCCAGCUUGUUGCCUGGAGCCCUCUUUCAUACCUCUGACUAGAUUGACCCUCGAGGCCAGUGUUGUCUGCCUGUUCAUGAUCGGGCGAGAUUGAUCACUCGUUUCCAGUGACUGCGCUUGUUUCUUGCGCGUUCUCUUGAUCUUGUGGUGUUCCUGUAUGUUUUGUUUUGGUGACGAUUUCAGUGGUGCAGGCCAUCGAUUGAAUCGAUUGCUCGGCGCCCAGUGGCGUAGUCCAGGUGGUGUGAAUACGUAGUGCGAUUAAGUGUCAACGCACCAGACACAACGUUGAUGUGACCCUCCCCCCCCACAGGAUUGGCGUAUCUUAGCCUCGACAUGUGGUGCUCCCCAAGUCUUGGUCCAGUGGUUGUUGUUUCACUUUAUGGAAUACAACGAUCUUG